This is a messenger RNA of Pseudoliparis swirei, 1793 nucleotides long. RefSeq lists its product as uncharacterized. The transcript has 4 exons. Lineage: Eukaryota; Metazoa; Chordata; Actinopteri; Perciformes; Liparidae. The record is from RefSeq and is a predicted model, not a curated record. The coding region runs from base 829 to 1515 and encodes 228 amino acids.
CUAUAACUAUAGCACACACACACACACACUAUAACUCAGGACUGAUAUUCACAUCUUGUACUUCUGUGUAAUAAACGUGACACUUUGAUGUUUUAAAGUAGUUUGUUGACAUGCUUCUUGUAAACUCGAUAAUGUUUGAUCUUAAAUGACCCCUCAUGUUAUUACACCUGUGUUUACUGCCAGGCACCUUCCCCCGCAGUCAGGUGUGUCGUGUGUGUGACGUCAUCAUAAUAAGACGGUCUGACCGCUGCAGCCUCUCCUGCAGGACCCAACAUGGUCCCCGGACCCCUGUUUGAGAACCACCUCCUGCCGGAUCGACCUUCCUGUGUUAUGGUCCAACUCCCUGAGUGUGUGCACACGCACGCGCACACACACACGACUCCCUCGCGUCCUGACAGUGAUAUAACCAUCUGAAGCUCGUGACCCGCAGGCCGAGAGGCCGCUGUGUGGAUGUGUGGAGAUAUUAUCGUUCAUGAUUCAGAGACAGAAGCAGAGCUCCGUAACUUCCGGCCAGCUGUCACUGCGCAGCGUUAAAUACCCAGAACGAGUCAGUGACACGUCGCCCGUGAUGAUGCUAACAGAGCUAAUGUAGUGAGAGCUGCGCAGAGGCCGCGAGCUGCGCGCGCGACCCAACAACAACAACAACAACAACAACGACCCGUAAACACGAACACGGUACCGUCAUGGCGGGGCGCCGCGGGGGGUCCGGAGGCCUGCUCGGCCAUGGCUUUCCUGAGGCGGUUACCGGGAGUGUCCAGGAAAACAGGCUAACAUCACAAUGAGCGUGAAGCCGCCGGGGAACGGCGAGGAGUGCGGAUCCGAGAGCUCAUGGAUCUGUUGCGCAACCUCCUCUGGUUAUGGGUGAUAAUUGUCACUAUUUUUGCGUGGAUUGUGAUCAGCCUCAUCUUCGUCUUCAUCAACAAGUGCAUCUCCAGAGCAGGAAAACACAGAAGCACCCAGAACCUCACUGCUAAGAGCAACCAGGACCCGGAGAGGAGCGUUGACCCGCUGACCCCGUCCUUACCUCCCCGGACCCAGUUUCUCACAGCAGGCAAGACUCGAUGCACACAGCGCCUCCCACAGGGCGGGAGGAGGAGCUGCAGCUGCUCUGCCUCAGUGAAUCUUUCAGGAUCUCCUCAAACUGACGUCGUGGAGCUGAUGAACGGCCGUGAUGACAAACGCUGCCUGAAUACCAGAGCUGUUGUUUCAGGGGCCCGGAGCUACGAGAGCCUGGCUGAGGACGAGCGGCACGACUGUUCUGACUAUGAAGAGUACGUCCCCGACGACGCCCAGGACCUCCAGGUCCUCCAGGACCCGCAGGACCUCCAGGUCCUCCGCGACUACGAGCAGGAUAAGCAGUCUGACUAUGUGAUGGUGGAGGAUGAGGACGAGCCUCUUCCUCUUCAUCCACGGUGCCAGGAUGCAGAUCCGGAGGAGGAGGAGGAGGAGGACUACGACGACAUCGGCGGUGAAGACGAACACAAGGGCGACGAGGACUACGACGACGUGGGUUAAGAGGACCCGGAGACGAUGGAGACGAUGGAGACGAUGGAGACGAUGGAGACGAUGGAGACGAUGGAGAGGCCCUCUGACUCGUCUCUGGUGCUGAUGAGAGGUCACUGAAGGGGCUCUGCCCCUAGUGGCGGGUCUUGAUAUCACAAACAACAGCAGCUGAAGUUAUUGUUUGUGUGUCUGUCCGAAGAAGAGCGGCAGGACGACACGCCCACACAGGCUUCUGCUGUUCAUUCUAACUUAGUGAAGCUUGUUCAGAACAUUAAACAUAAUUUAAAGAA